AAGAACAGCAAGUGGAAUUUUCUUAGUCACCACUUCAUCAAAUUAUAUAAAAGAAGCACCCAUGAUUAGUUCAUCCACCUAAAGUGGAAAAUUGGAUCUGGAGAAGGAGAAGGCUAAAUCCAAAAUCCGAUCUAGAGUUUCACUUUUAUUUCUUCUUCUUCUUCUGCCAUUUUUUUUUUCCGGCAAGAGUUUCUUUCUUUUUGACAAACAAUCAAUCCCGUUCCUUCCCUGUAUAAAGAGGGCCGCAAGAAAGUAUAAAUGUAAAAUGACCUGACAGUCCCUCACUCGAUGACAUGGCACAUUCCCAUUAGUCAAGAUUAAAACCCAAAAAUAAACUCCAAGUACCCUUUCAUUAACUGGAAAAAGGAGGAAAGAUGGCGCGAAAGAUUUCCAUAGUUAGUUAGAAAUCCCUGAACUAUAGCAGAGCCUUAUAUCAUCAGAUGAUUCCCGCUCUCCUUCUUUCUUGCUUCCUUAAUUUCCUACCUAAAAACCUCAAGAAAAAGAAGAGGGGGAUUUAUCUCUCAAAACAACAGCAAUUUAGGCUGUUCAUUUUCAAAUCAAAUCUCAGUAUAGGUAUAGAGAGAAGCAAAUUAAUUAAUGAAUAAUUAGCUGCGGAUGAUUCGUAAAAGGUUCCUAGAGUAAUAGAGUACUAAAAACUAAGCUGGAUCAGAUUAAUGUUUUUCAGUUAUGGACUUGGAACAUGGAAGCGGAAGCAGCAAGCAUUCGGAAUCACAUCCAGAGGUUAGUGAUGGGAGCGGAACCAGUGAUCAUGAAGAUACAUAUCCAAAGCUUCGUGUUCGGGUUGGGAGUAGUGACAAUCUUCAGAGAGACCCAGAGAAAAUUGACGGGACCGAAAGCAGUAAAAAUUCAGAAUCAAAUCCUGAGUUUAUUAAUGGAAGUGUUAGUAGUAAACAAAGAGAGUCAAAACUGGAAUUUACUGCUACAGAAGGGGAUCUUUACAUGCCAUUUGUAAAGUCAGGUCCUUCCUCUUCCUCGCCUUCCUCUGCUUCUUCUCUGAGUUCUUCUAGCUCAUCAUUGUAUGAUCUAUUUGAUGUGAUCGUAAAAGAAAGCGCUGACCCUGGAGCAUGCACUGAUUUUGAAUCACCCAACGAAGCUCACGAGAUUACUCAACCAGCAUCAGAAGAUCAUGAGAAUGAUACUUCCAUUGAAAAUUCUCACAAAUCAAAAGAAAGUGAGCGUGGCUCUUCAGAUCACACGCUAACAUUCCCAGUUUCUGAUGCCACUCAUGAAUCCCUGGUGCACAACAUGUCGCCAACACAAUCCCCUCCUCUCCAAGUCAUGGAACGACCAGGAGGAUAUGAUCCUUUUAGGAUUCCAUCAUCCAUCUUUGAAAGAAAUAAAGGUCCAGCACCAAUGGAUUGGAGUGUUGCUUCCAAUGAAUCAUUGUUUAGCAUUCACGUAGGAAACAAUAGUUUCUCCAGAGACCAUGUUUUAUUGUUGGGCGAUCUGGGAUUGUCUGGAGACAUUAAACAGUCAGGUGAAUUGAUCAUGUUCAGCCCACCCCCUCCAAAAGCAAUGGUGGCCACUGAUAAUCAGUCUUCAGAUCCUGCCUUGGAAACCUACAAACAGAAGGGUGGAGCAAAUGGAAUAUCAGAUAAUACUAUCAAGGAUCCCGCAGAAUAUCAAACUAAGGAAAAUAAACCAAACCAAGCUGUAUCCUGGAAAUCUCCUAGAACUUCCAACUUUUCAUAUGAAAGUGGAGACAGUGUCGAGUCCUUUUCUUUUCCAAUAAGAAAGAAGAAAUAUGCAUGGCCAUUUUGCUACUUUUCUAGUUGUAGCUGGGCGCUCUGCUACUGUAAACGGCCAAGGUGCUACUUUAGGUGGCCAAGCUGCUCGUGUUCUUAUUGUAGCUGGGCGUUCUGCUACUAUUGGAACUGUGGCCGAAAAGGAUGGUGUUGUCAUAAAUAUUCUGCUUUGGCAAAUGGGAUGAGAAAUGGUUCCCUGAAAGCAGGUAUUGAGCAGCGGCAGCAGCAUCUGGAGUCACCGUCUGCCCCAGUGAGUCAAGAAUCGGCUUCCUAUCAUUGGUGUCAUUGCUUUUCAUGUUGCUCACGGGGUUGUUCUUUCAAUUGCUGUUGUUCCUGUCGAAAAAUCAAGUGUUGCUGUUAGAACUGGCUCCUUACUCAUAUGAUGGAAGAGUGCAUCUCAGCUCCUAAGGCGCUUCCUGUUUAAAAUGCAAGCCUGAGCUGUCCUUAAUUAAGUUUCUGGUGAUUAAGUUAAAAUUGGGACAUUGACGGUGGUUGCUACUUAAUCAUCACGAGGCCUCUUGAAAAUGCAAUUGUUGUCCAUGUGCGUUGUUCUUGGUGUGACUACAAGGAAACUGGUUCUUUUCAAGACAGGAAAAAAGGAAGGCGCUGAGGAAUGGUAAGGGGAACCUCUAAUCCUUUACCUGCAUGAUGUUUCCUCCUGGAAUUUCAGGAUGAUUCCUCCCUGAAUCGGAGCUAGUUUAUAACUAACUCUAUCUAUUUUGCGUCUAUAUUGCUGUAAAUUAACCUUUAAUUUAAUAGCCCUCUAGUGCUAUUAGACAUUGUUUUCAAGCAUAUGCGGUAUUUUUUUUUAUUAUUAUUAUUAUUUGGAUUCUGCUGA
Molecule: messenger RNA, 2604 nt
Organism: Populus trichocarpa (black cottonwood)
Lineage: Eukaryota; Viridiplantae; Streptophyta; Magnoliopsida; Malpighiales; Salicaceae
Exons: 5
Coding region: 688-2127 (479 amino acids)
Source: RefSeq, a predicted model, not a curated record